Babesia ovata is the source of this 762-nucleotide messenger RNA. RefSeq lists its product as uncharacterized. The record is from RefSeq and is a predicted model, not a curated record. The transcript has a single exon. NCBI's taxonomy places the organism in Eukaryota, Apicomplexa, Aconoidasida, Piroplasmida, Babesiidae. The coding region runs from base 1 to 762 and encodes 253 amino acids.
AUGGAAUACCAUUCGUUGAGAAGGAUCCCCCGUGACUUCAGGGAGGGUGUUGACUGGUUGAUAGCGCUGAAGGGAACUUAUCCUGAAUUGACCAUGCAGGCUUUGUCUGACGCAAUUCACCGUUUGCUCGUAGACAAGCCUGUUGGCUUCACGGAGUUGCCAUGCCUCGAGAAGGUAAAGCAUAUUUCGCAGCAGUUCUUGGAGCAAAAGGAAUUUAAGGGCGACCCCUUCGUGGAAAUGCUUCUGAAAAGAUACAAUACACCCAUGGAUAAACAACCUAUGGGACUCUCUAAAACCUUAGGAUUCUACCUAGAAAGCGAUUACAAGAACAUCAUAGAGGCCCAUGGUGUUAGACCUGAGAGCAUCGCAAGGAGCCUAGGUAGAGUUGUGCGCGGCUAUGAGAAGUUUUUGGAAGAUAUCAAGCACCCUGAUCACUAUAGGCCUACCUACAGUUCAAGGGCGACGUGGGAUGCGUCAUGCGCGAAGGACCCGGAAGCUUGCGCAAUCAUUUUCGUCGGAAUUGCGCCAAUGCUAUUCACAGGUCUGCUUUAUUUGCAGGAAACAAGCGUAGACGCAAUUAGAGGAGGACGCCAUUCUGAGGAGGAGCAGGAGUUGGGAUCUGUGCUUACAACUCUGGGUUACUUAAAACCUGAACGCAGCGAAAAAAUGAGCGGUUUAGCUGUCCGCACGGCGUUACGCGAUUUGGGUGACGAUGCAUUGAACAUCCUCUACGACCUCGCUGGAUUCUGGGCUUUCUAUUGA